CCAUGCUCAGGUUUAUCCUGGCUGAAGCCACCUCAGUCUACACACACAUUGUGCACAUUUGCUGUUCAUCAACACACACACACACACACACACGCACAGCACAGACAAUAUGCUGAAUAUUGCUGAAUAAUGACUGAUGGAUUUAAUUUGCACAAUCAAAUCAAGGUGUUGUAAGGACAUGUGUAAUACAGAAUAUGAGCAGAGAAACAUGUCAAGUGAGUUUUGUAUUUGUUGCCUUUUUGCAAUGCUUCUCUUUUUCUCACAAAAAAGUCUGUCAGUUUAAAAAGCAAUAAACUUAUGAAUUGAUGAUAAUCACAUUCAUGCUAAGCAUGCUUAUCUGCUUUUGGUAAACGCAAGUUGACGUCGUUAGUGGCCUCACAUGAAGAUGGAAUAUUUACACCUUUGCUCCAAUGCUUGGUUCAAAUGACAAAUGCGUCUUGUUGGAGGACGAGGAUUCUUUAAAGGGGACCUAUUAUGCUUUUACUCUUUUCUGACUUACAGUUUUUACAAUGUUGUAUUCUCAUGUUAAACGAUGCCAAUGCGUCAGAUAAUGAGGUUUGCUCGUUUGGAAGUGAGCCCUGAAAGCAGUUUUGGACGGCUCUGCGCGCUGUUUACAAAGUUUUUUUUUAAACACCAAGUUCCAUUGAUGUCAAUGCAACCUGGAAUUCCUUAUAUUGGUAUGACUGAUCUAGUGUAAUGUAUACUAUGUGCUGGAUAAAGAUGUCCAUGAGGCAGAUGUUUUUGAAUUUAGACUUUAUUUUAUUAGGGUAACAUUACGAAUCAAAAGAAGUACAUUUAAAGUCACCGUGUGUGGAAUUGUAGCAUUUGUUACAUGAUUCCUGUCAGCUGACGUGAAGUCCCUUCCUGAUUCGCUGUCGCCGCUGUGCGGCACAAUGAAAUCCCAGCCGGUGCAAACAAUCAUUGGCUCCUGAUGUGGUUGGCGGCUGACGACGAUGACUCAAGCGGUACAUUUAAAAUAAAAUAAAUACAAAUAAAAUAACUGCGGUAAAAUGCACACAACUUUCACAAUUGCCACCCAUUGUAUUUUAAGCCACUAUGUUGAGUAGGUUCUGUGGAAAAGUUACUUGCCAUGAACUCCGUUGCGGAAAUGUGCUUUCCCCCUGCCCCCUCAUUUUCUUGUUUGUUAAUUAAUUAUUGCGUGACUAAGUGGCUAGUGUUGUCAUUGGAUUAAGUUUUUGUUGUGUUACCUUGAUUUCGGCUGUAAUGUUUUCGAUAGUCUUUGUUAUUGAAUUUUGAGGAUGAAACACAUCCAAAAGUGGAUCCACUGUCAUGUUGUACCGCAUCCAUGGUUGUGUCCAUUUUGCAAGUUAAGUUAAUGGGGCCGCACGGUGGUCGAGUGGUUAGCAUGUUGGCCAACACAGAGAUCGGGAAGACCUGCGUUCGAUUCUCCUUUGGGCAUUUCUGUGUGGAGUUUGCAUGUUCUCCCCGUGUGCGCGUGGGUUUUCUCCGGGUACUCCGGCUUCCUCCCACAUUCCAAAACAACAUGCAUGUUAGGUUAAUUGGCGACUCUAAAUUGUCCAUAGGUAUGAAUGUGAGUGUGAAUGGUUGUUUGUCUAUAUGUGCCCUGCCAUUGGCUGGCGACCAGUCCAGGGUGUACCCCGCCUGUCGCCCAAAGUCAGCUGGGAUAGGCUCCAGCAUGCCCCCGCGACCCUAAUGAGGAGAAGCGGUAUAGAAAAUGGAUGGAUGGAGUUAAUGUAAUGUCUCAUUAAUGUAACUUUAGUGAUGCCUAGUGACCAGAGUUCUACAGUACAUAUGACUUGUCUUUCAAUAUUUGACUCAUAAUAGGCCAUAGACAACCAAAACCGACGAGAAUUAAAUUUUUGAAAAACCGCAAUGGAGUGAGGGAGCGUUGUUUGUACUGCGAUGCGAGGGAUGACUGUUGCAGACUACAGUGGUUCACAGCAGAUGUCCGCUUGAUGGCCGCCAUGGACGACUACUCCCCACUGUCUUUGUUCUGCUAAAAGACAAAUGUUAGUCAGCGUGAUGCUAACCUGCGUAUUUCUAAAACAUGCGUGUACAUUGCAACCGUCGCACCUUGGCCAUGUCGCGACUCCUGACUUUCAUCUUGUUCACCUGGGACUCGGCGAUGUCAGCUCGCUCCUCAGCCUCCUCCAGCUCAUGCUGCACCUUCCUGAGUUUGGUCAGGUGGAUGUUUGCUUGCUCCUCCUGUAUCACAUUGAGCCACUCAAGACCAGCGCCAUGAAGAUAAGAAGUUGGAUGGCCAAAGGCGUUGCACUCACGGCUUCUUCAGCCUGCCGCUUGUACGCUUUGACCUUCAGCUGGAGUUUGUCCACCAGCUCCUGCAGCCUCAUGGCGGUCUUCUUGUCCUCGUCUGACUGCACGGAGGAGCAACCACCUUUGUCAGUUUGCUGAGAAGAAAGAAAUGGCGUAUGUUGUUACCUGAUAAGUGAGUUCCUUAAUCUUGCGUUCCAGCUUGCGUGAUCCUUUCACGGUGUCAGACCCGCGUCUUUGCUCUGCCUCCAGCUCGUUUUCCAGCUCCCUCACCUGCAAACAAGAUGUAUUCAUGUAACACUUUUCCUCUUUUCAGCAGCUCAGGUCAGUCCCUAGUUCACCCUCGCUUCAAGUUUUUGGAGCUGCUUCUUUCCACCCUUCAUGGCGAGGCUCUCUGCCUCAUCCAGACGCUGCUGCAUGUCCUUGACGGUGGUCUCCAGGUUCUUCUUCAUUCUCUCCAGGUGAGCACUGGUGUCCUGCUCCUUUUUCAGCUCCUCCGCCAUCAUGGCGGCCUGCAUGUUACAGUCACGCUUGUUACAUCGCUGCCUUCAGAGGGAACGUUGAGGAUGAACAUACGUCAGUGAUCGCUUUCUUGGCCUUCUCCUCUGCAUUCUGGGCCGUUUGGACACUGUCUUCUACCUCUCCGUGAAUCUGAGACAAGUCCGCCUCCAGCUUCUUACGACCGUUGAGCAAACUGGUAUUCUGCAAAAUAAAUGAAAUUACAAUUAGACACCAAGCAAUCAAGCAUUUCAUCAUUUUUUGCCAUUGGUCAUUAUUGGGCAUUCAUUAUUCCUCAUAUUACUAAUCUCCAUUAUUUAUAGUUGCGUAAUGUUGUGUUCUUCUAGCUAAACAUCACAUUGUGCUGAGAAACUGUAAGCAACAAGUUUUCUAGCCAGAAGAAUGUUGUACGUUUUAAAUCUUUGAGAUUGCAAAAGUGUUUUUGGAUGUUCAAACCUGCGAGUGAAGAAGCUGAACCCUUUCCCCGGCAUCCAGCAGCUCCUGCUCGGCCAGCUUGCGACUCCUCUCCGUUUGCUCUAGGGCAGCUCUGAUUUCCUCCAUUUCUGCCUGCAGGAGGUUGCUCCUGCGCUCGGCCAUGGCAACCUGCUCCUUAAUGUCCUCGUUGCUUCUCAGCACAUCAUCGAGCUGAAUCUGGACCUCCUGAGUGGGAUUACAAAGGGCUCAUUGAGAGUGCAGACCUAAUGUUUGCUGUAUGUUAUUGUUUUAUUAACUUGUUAGCUGAGUGAGUAAAUAUUUUAUAGUAAUUAUAGAAAUAUUUUUUCACUAAUUUAACUGAAUGGAUGAACAUUAAUUUAAGUAGGUUAUAGAAACAAAGUGCAUUCACAUAAUCAGCAGUCAGAUAGGAUGUACUAUGCUGGGAGUGCAUGUGCUACUUUGUACAGAAAAAGGUGCUGAUGAGUCCUACCACGUCAGCUAAGAUGCAAUUCUCAGCUGUUGUCAUGACACAUAUCACCUUAUUCCUUCUCAUAACGAACACAUAAGGGGAGGUGAAAUUUGUUUAAGUUACUAAAGUGGUCCUUGUGGCUUUAUUAAGAUGCAGAGAAUUUCAUCUCCAACAAUUUUCUGACAUACUUUGCUCACCUUCAGCUGAACUUGAACGUUCCUCAACUGUUUCUGGGCCUCUGCUGCUUGCCUGUUGGCAUGGCUCAGCUGGAUCUCCAUCUCGUUGAGGUCUCCCUCCAUUUUCUUCUUGACUCUCAGCGCGUCAUUCCUGCUCCUCACUUCAACAUCCAGGUUGCUUUGGAUGAUGUCGAUGGUCCGCUGACUGUUUCUCUUCAUUUGCUCGAGCUCUUCAUCCUUCUCAGUUAUCUUCUUGUCCACUUCACUCUUCACCUGGUUAAGCUCCAGCUGGACUCGCAGGAUCUUGGACUCCUCAUGUUCCAAGGAGGCCUGCAUGGAGACAAUAGUGGUCACAAGGAACAAAGAUGGACAAUGUUGUGGAUAACGUCUGUUCACCUCAGCUUCCUCCAGAGACGUCUGGGCCUCCAAUUUUUCCUGCUCAGCCUGCUUCUUGGAUUUUUCCAACUCAUGGAUGUUUUUUCCCAUUUCUCCCAGCUGCUCAGUGAGAUCCAAAAUCUCCUCUGGAAUAAAAACACCAACGUUGCUUCGGCAACGUCCAUGUAUAAAAACUAUGUACGACUCAGUGAAGGCCUUACGUUGUAGGUUCUUGUUUUCCCGCUUGAGCGUCUCCACUUGCUCCAAACAUUCUUCAAACGCAUUCUUCAUCUUGAAGUUCUCGGUGCCCAAAGACCGCACUUCUUUGAGAGCUGACUCCAGCUCUACCUGACUCUCCUCGUACUUCUGCUUCCACUCAGCUAAAACCUGCAGGAAGAUGAUAGAAGACUUAAACCUAAACGUGACCAUGAUGAUGUUAAUCUCUGUGUAGCAAGGUCUAAAAAAACAAAACCUUAUCAAAAUUUCUCUGCCUCUUGUCCAAAGUGGCGGCAGUGGCAUUGGACCUCUCGACCUCCAUCAUCAGGUCCUCCACCUCUCCCUGCAGCCUUUGCUUUGUCUUUUCCAGAGACGAGCACUUGGAGUUGACGGCUUCCAUGGCUUCUUCUGCUUCUUGCAGACGCAGUGCCAGCUUCUUCCUGCAAGAAAAAAAACACACCUUGUUAAAAGCCACAAGGCCCCGCUCCCUUGAUGAAGCAGUGUUUCUCACUUGGCUUCCUCCAGCUCCUCGUUACGCUGGAUGGCGUCCGUCUCGUAUUUGGUCCUCCACUGGGCCACGUCGCUGUUGGCCUUGGAGAGGCAGCGAUGAAGCUCAGCUUUGGCCUCCUGCUCCUCUUCGAACUGCUCCCUCAGCAGCUCACAGUCGUGUUGGCUGGACUGCAAGCCGUGGGCCAGCGCGCUCUUUGCCUUCAGGCAAAUGGCAGGCAUGGCAUAUCUUGUUUCUUCUGUCUCACGUGAUUAUUAUUUUUUUAUUUUUUUAUUUUAUUUUAUGCUCACCUUCACCAUCUCCUCGUGAAGCCUUUUCAGCUCCUCAAUCUGCUGAAGGAAGCCUUGCUUUCCCCGGGUGAACUGAGAGAGAAGAGCUUCCUUCUCCUCCAGGUGGCGAGACAUUUCAACUGUAGUGCGAGUGGAAACCAACAAUGACAACCAUGUUCACUUGAUACUGACAUGCUCAGGUCUUGUUUACCGUUUUCUGUCUGCAGCCGAGUGUUUUGGCUAGAAAGGUCGUUUAUGAGCCUCUGCUGCUCCUCCCCUUUGGCUUUGACCUCACUCAGUUGAUCUUCAAGGGAACGGCACAUUUUCUCUAAAUUAAUCUUAGAGGAAGAGGGUUUCCUGUUAGCAUGACGCGGUCAUCAUCCUUUAAUGAUAAAACAUGACACAGCGAUUUAACCCAGCCUCACUUUGGCUUUGGCCACACUCUCCAAAUUGCUGGACAGGUCAUCCAUCUCCAGCCUCAGCUCGCUCUUCUCUUUGUCCAGUUUCUGCCGGACCCUCUGGACGUUGUCCAGCUGAUCCCCCAGCUCGGCCACACUGUCAGCAUGCUUCUUGCGCAAGGCGGCGGACGUGGCCUCGUGCUGCAGUGAACGCUCCUCCAGCUCUCUACGCAGUUUGAGGAACUCUGCCUCCUGCUUCUUGUUCACCUCCACCUGAGCAGCAGUAGAUGCUCCGGCCUCCUCCAGCCUCUCCGUGAUGUCCUCCAGCUCUCGGGACAAAUCUGACCUCUGCUUCUCGACUUUGGCUUGAGCGGCACGCUCAACCUCCAUUUCCUCCUCCAGUUCUUCAGUUCGGGCCUGCAAAUGACAAAUAAUGUCAGGAACUAAAUCCUCAAAGUUUUAGUUUUAGCCUCAGGCAGAACCAGAACUUCUCACCUGGAUCUCUUUGAUUUUCUUCUGAAGUUGUAAACCAAGAGCUUGCUCAUCCUCAACCUUGGUCUGCAGCUGCGAGACCUCAAAGUCUUUCCUGGAGAGGAAGUUCAGCUGAAUAAAAAGCUACAAAGCCUGGAGGACCAACAGGAUGGGGUCUAUGGCAAUGUGAUGUGAUUUAAACACAAAAGUCAGCUGUACAUGAAGCUUUCCUGGAGGAAGUACAGUUCAUUCUGAAGAAAUGUGAUCAUCAGGAACAUUUCUGAGAGGUGGUUGGGAAGGAAAACGUACUUUUUAAGCUUCUCGUCCAGCUGCUGCUUCUCAUUUUCCAGAUCCAUGAUAGACUCCAGGGAUAGUUUUAGGUCACCCUCCAGCUUCCUCUUGGCUCUCUCCUGGUCCAUCCGGAUCUUCUUCUCCUGCUCCAGCGACCCUUCCAGCUACAAGAUGAGUAGAACUCUUAAUAGCACACAGUCAUUGUUGCUUCAGUGUGUGGACGGCCACUCACUUCGUCGACCUGCUGCUCUAGCUUAGCUUUGGCCUUGCUGAGGAUGUUGACCUUCUCCUCCUCGGACUGCAGGUCGUCCAGUGUCUGCUGAUGGGCUUCUUGCAGGGCUUUUUUCUCUUUGGACAGUUUGCUGAUGGCGUCAUCCUGACUCAUGAUCUCGUCUGUCAGGUUUUUCACCUUCCAUCGGAAGUGAGAAGUGAUGAGUCCCCUAAAGUGUAGAGAUUGUAAGCAUCCACUCACCUUGUUUUCCACAGCGUGUUUCUCCUUCUCAACCUUGGCCAAGGUUAGUUCUAGGUCAUCGAUGUCCCUCUUGAGCUCAGAGCACUCAUCUUCAAGCUUUCGCUUCUUGGCUGUCAGCUCGGCAUUCAGCUCCUCCUCGUCCUCCAUUCUCUCCAUCACUUCAUUCAACUUGGCCUCUAGUUGGAUCUUGCUCUUGAUGAGUCCCUCACAUCGCUCCUCAGCAUCCAGCAGGUUGUCCGCCUCCUGACAAGGUGGAAGAUACCGACCUUUACCCACACGUCUCAUGCUCAAGCGUACACAAGGUGAGGAGCUUGAUAACUGCUGUGGUAAGGCUUGAUUUUUGAUGGUGAAGGCGAUUGUAGCCGUGCUAGCAAGCAUGCUAAUUCAUUAUACUGAGUGGCUCUUACUGUGAAUGGUCUUGAAACCUACCGCCUGGACUUGUAGGAGAAGGUCGUUCCUCUCUUGAACAACAGAGACCAUUUUCUCUUCCAUCUCCUUCCGCCGGUUUUCUGACUUGGCCAGAUCUUCUUUGAGCUUUGUGAAGUCCACCUUGAUUUGGGCCAUUUCCUUCUCUGCCUCAGCGCUCUUCAGCAGAGGUUUGAGCUUAAAGUACAGCUUCAUCCAUGGCCAGUGUUUGACAUUCAUGAAGGAACGGAAGUUGUACUGUAUGGUGUAGAUGGCCUCCCUGUGGAAGGGAGCACAUAUUGGAAUCACAGUAGCAGUCAGUGGUAUUAUAAUGCAAACUUCAUUACUUCCUGGCCAUCAUCUUCUGGUAUUCCAGUCGGAUCAGGUGCCCUCGACACCGUGCCUGAGUGGACAUCACAACCUGAGCUAAGCGCUCAUCUCUCAUUUCCUCCAGAGUACCCAGCAGGCCGGCUUUAAAAAACACCUGAAAGAAGCAUCAAGGUGAUUCAAGCUGACCUGUUGAGCAUCACUACCUUUCCAACACGCUGAAACGAUAAGAACCUUUGUGUGCCCAAACUUGUACUGCGUGUGGUCCACAUCGAUGGAGCCCAGAAGUUUCUCAGCAGCCUUCUUGUUGUCCAUGAACUGUCCCUCUGGAACAGCGCUGGCAUUUAGGAUCCUGUAUCUGGAGAAGCAACAGUGGUUCUUGUGCAAGCUGAGGAAAAUGUUCAUGUGAACCUUCUAUUUACCUCUGCUUGAAGUCGCCAUACAAAAUCCUGCUGGGAAAUCCUUUCCUGCAGAUGCGGAUACCUUCAAGCACACCAUUGCAGCGCAGCUGGUGCAUGACCAGGUGGUGUUCCAUAAUGCCUGUGCAGCACAUUCAUUCAUGAAAUCAAGUGUGAGUCAAGACAACAAACAUCCUGCAGCAUGACUCUGCUGCAUUAUAGUGAAGAUGAUGGAAUGCACCUGGAGUUUUUGUUUCAUUCGGAAUGAGACAUCUCACAAAGUGAGGAUGAGUGGUCCUCAGGUUGGUCAUGAGCUUCCCAAGAUUCUCCUGCAAGAAAUAAGUACGUAAGCCAUUGUUCCCGAAGCAUUUGACAUUUUUAGUUUUAACAGCUUGCAACCUAAUUUCUCACGGUGAUGUUUGACCUCCAUAUUUUUGUUGAGUUAACAUGUUCCUACCCUGAACAGUGCUGAUACUGUUUGGAAAGAUGCUCCCUUCUUCUUCGACCCCUUCUUGGCGCCUCCGGAAGGUGCAUCUGCAUGUAUGAAACGUGUUUCAACUUAUUAUCUUACAUUUUUCAUGUUGGAACAGUUUGAUGAAGAGCUCUUGAAAACUUGCCGUCUGUGGCAGAGAAGCUGACAUAAAGCAUCGCUAGGAUCUUGACCGACGACUUCUGGUACAGCUGCACCACAGACUCGUUCAGCGGGUCCUUGUUCUUCUCUAGCCACCCGCUGAUGUUGUAGUCCACAGUGCCGGCGUAGUGCAUCAGAGAGAAGUGAGCCUCCGGCUUGCCCUUGACCACUUUGGGUUUCAGGAAGCAGCUGUUCUUGCCCAGAUGUUGGUCAUAAAGUUUGUUCUUGAAGGAAGUGUCUGUGGAUUUUGGGAACAUGCAUUCCUCCUCCAGGAUGGAAAAGAUGCCCAUCGGCUGGUGGACAAACACACGAUUGUCGUCACAGGUGUCACAUUGACAUCGCAGCAGAACAAAGUGAUCAUCUCACCUUCUCAAUGAGCUCGAUGCAGGCUGCCAGGUCCAUGCCAAAGUCAAUGAACUCCCAGUCGAUCCCUUCCUUCUUGUAUUCUUCUUGCUCCAGCACAAACAUGUGGUGGUUGAAGAACUGCUGCAGCUUCUCAUUGGUGAAAUUGAUGCACAGCUGCUCCAUGCUGUUGAACUGUGGAAAACAUUGUCACAUUCAGGCGAGAAGCCACUACAAGUUCAGGCUCUGAGCUACAACAAUAGAACAAAUGAAGGUUAGGGGAUAAGUAGAACCAACUGGCAAGGAACAUCAUGUCUCCUCAGUGAGCAGGAAGGGGGGGGAGAAAAGCACAUCACUUACGUCAAAGAUUUCAAAGCCAGCAAUGUCAAGAACGCCAAUGAAGUGUUGCCUCGGCUGCUUGGUGUCCAGCUGCUGGUUGAUGCGCUGCACCAUCCAUAAGAACAUUUUCUCAUACACUGAUUUGGCCAGCGCUCCAAUGGAGUUGUACACCUGAAAGAACAAAGAAGAUUGGUGCCACACGGCCGCUAAUUGGAUUUGCAGGAUGAAAGUAGGAAUUAAAGCUCUCUUCAUUCACAGUGGACGGAAAUCUGUCACAUUUAAAACCAGGUGUCACAUUUCAUCGCCUUGCUGCUGUCAGCUUCACACCGUGCAUGAAAUAACGAUACUUGUUAGCAUGUCAUUCACAACUAUGACACAUCAAAUGUGCUGUGUGCUCAGAGAUGGUCCUACCUGCUGCACAUUUUGUCCUUUGGUGACGUACUCGUUUCCCACCUUCACACGGGGAUAGCAGAGGUUCUUCAGCAGGUCAGCAGAGUUCAGACCCAUCAGAUAAGCUGCUUUGUCGGCCUCUGCAGUUUUUAAUCAUUUGAUUCAACGUCCUUUAUUUGCACUAGAAAUGUUUGCAAUAGAAUGUGAACUAGAACAAUAACGUGAUGUUAGUUUGAUGGAUGUUCUGACCUUCAGUGCCGUCUGGCUCCGCCUGCUCCUCUCGCUGUUUCUGCUUGAACUUCAUGUUCCCAUAAUGCAUCACGGCACCCGUGAGCUUGUAGAUGGACAUCUUUUCGUCGGAGGUGAAGCCAAGAAUGUCGAAGGCCUCCUGCAGGACAAACAAGGUGUUCCUCAGUGGUCAUUGCUCCUCUACUAGUAGAAAAUAACUUGUGACUGCACUCACGUCUGUCGCCAUCAACUCCUCAGCGUCGUCGAUGCUUUUGACAGUGAUCUCGCCGUGGCUGAUGAAGGCGAAGUCGUAGGGGUUGGUGGUGAUGAGGAGCAGUUCUGAAGGCAAAUGAGAUGAAAUGUUUGACCUUGAGGUGACCCUGAGAUGACAGUGCGAUCAUUUUACCAAUGAGUUCUGGCUUCUUGUUGCAGGUCAGUUGAUAGAAGAUGUGAUAACUCCUCUCAGCCCCGAGCUGGAAGGACACUCUGCACUUCUCCAGCAGAUCUUUCACCAGGGAAAUUAAACAUUUUUUUUUAGAUGUGAUUCAACUCAUUUGGAAUGAAAGAUCAUUGUAAACGUACAUGUUUCGAUAUCUGCUGACGCCAGUUUUCCGGUGGCACCAAAGUGUAUGCGUAUAAAUUUACCCUGUUUGGGAAGAACCUACUUAGUGUCUGCUUGGAACAACUUGAUGAGGUGCUUCUUUGUCAAAAGCAAGAGACUCACGAAGCGAGAGGAAUUGUCAUUUCUCACGGUUUUGGCAUUCCCGAAAGCUUCCAGCAGGGGGUUGGCCUGGAUGAUCUGGUCCUCCAGUGUUCCCUGUGGACAAAGUGGUCAACCAGAUGUCUCAUCCUCCACCGGACGGCAUCUACAACCAACCUUAAUUUUGCUGCUGUUCUCCUUCUUCUUGUCCGCAGACACGGCGAUGGUGGCAAAGUACUGAAUGACCCGCUUGGUGUUGACAGUCUUUCCCGCUCCGGACUCUCCACUGCAAAUGAUAGUCAUAAGCUGAUGUCACUCCUCUGCCACUCCAGAGAGCAAGAUUGUCUGCUUACGUGAUGAGGAUGGACUGAUUCUCACGAUCUAGCGGAGAAGACAUAAGUGAUUAAGUGACCAAAACAACAAAGACGAGAGGAGUGUCUUUGGGGCGCCCACCUACCCGUUAGCAUGAACUGGUAAGCGUUAUCGGACAGCGCGAAGAUGUGAGGAGGUACUUCCAUCCUCUUCUUGCCUCGGUAGGCCUGGACCACCUCAGGGUUGUAGACCGGCAGCCAUUUGUAAGGAUUGACCGUCACGCAGAAGAGACCAGAGUACGUCUGUGUGCCAAAAGGACACAUAAGAGUUGGACUCGUUGGUGAAUGUCUUUAGCAAGUCUUUAUAGUGUGUAAGGAGGACUUAAAGGAAAACAGCAGCAGCAUUUGAGAGCAUGUUUGCUACCACUAAUCAGAGCAGACUUCACAAGAGCCACCGCCGCUGACUACUUUUUACUUUUACACACCCCAGGCAGAGAAUAACAUUGCUACUUGCUAGGCAGAUCCAGCUAUAGUGAAAUGCUAAGCCAUUCUCAUAGCAUUAGCAUGUAGCACUAGUGCUAAAUGUUUCAUGGACAAAAUAAGACCAUAAUAAAACAGCCACUUACAAUGUCUGCUCUCAUUAGGAUGCUGGCUGAUGGGAUGGCUGUAUCUUUCAGCACAAGACCUGUGCUCCCCGUUGAGCUGGUAAAUCCAGCAUAGUCCUCAGGUAAAAAAUGCUGAGAGCAAACGAGCAUCUAGCUGAGCAGCAGCAACUCCAAUAGCUAAGGUUACCUCUCGGUGGUGGUCUGAGUCACUAUGCUAGAAAAGUAGUUUUUCUAUGUUAGCUACUAAAAUAACAAUGUCGUCGUAGCUUGGUUAAUAUGCAGGCCACGUUAUGUAAAUGGAACAUUGUUGGCAUUUUUUUUUUAACAGGGCUUUAUAGCCGAAAUAGGUGGAUCCCUUUACAUGCAUUGUCAGCUGCCUCUUUUUAGCGGUCUUUCUUUAGAAUGCAUGGAAAAGAAUGGCUUAUAUGUGUCUCAUAUAAGGACUGUGGAUCAUUCCAAAAAAUUCCAAUUCCAAAAAAAGUUGUGUUGCAGUUUUCCUGAAAUCAUCUUCAUAAGAGGAAAAGACAGAUUUGGACCUACAUAGAUCAUCCAGGCGGCAUAGCGCUCCUUCAGGUUGAAGAGCACAGCGGGCUCAUGGAGGUGGGUCAUCAUGGCCAUGUCUUCGAUCUUGUCAAACUUUGGUGGGUUCAUAGGAAACACUUGGUUCUCCCUCACCGUCAGUGUCUGUGGACAAAGAUGACAUCAGAAGACAACCUAGUUGAGGAGACAAAUGAAUAAAACACCUGUCUUGUGUCCACAUACUCUAUCAUCCUCUGUCUUGACGAUGACUUUGUCUUCUGCCUUGUCCUGCACGGUGGCCUUGACAUACAACUCCUUGUCCUCACUGACAAAGCACGCCGUUUUGCUGUCAAAGGGGCGGGAUUGCGCCUCAGUCCUCUCUCGCUCAGACUUGCGGAGGUACUGGGCAGCUGGCCCGAAGAUCGCCAUCUCACCAUCGGUGCUCAUGGUCUCCUGCUAGGGAAGAGACGAGUGGAGGAGAGCGUCUACUUGGACAAACAGGAAGUCAGCGUGCAGCGUGAGGAUGGAGGUGUGAUCAACAUCACGUCGCUGUCACAAGGUCUUUUAUACUUCGCCAUCGUCCUUGCGAGGCAGGACGUCGUGCCCUAUGAGCACAUGUUGGCUUUAGUUUCCGGAAGCUUCUGCUCCUCCUGGAUGAGGAUGGAUCAGAGUUCUUGUUAUAUUUAGAACAAACAUCACAUUCUUUCACUGUUGUUUUGUGGUGUAAAGCAAUGAAAUAGUUCAUAUUCCUCCCAAGACCUUCAAGGAGACUUUCCAGGAAUAAUACUCAAUAAGAAAAUGUAAGAAUGAUAAAGUGUUAGUGAAAUAAACACCUCGUACUCGUGUGUUUAUCCUAACAUUUCCUCUGAUUAGCCAGGAGCAGGGUGGUCUCACUCCAGCUGUUUUUUCAUGGAUCAGGCAAACAGCUGAGGAGCAUUUGAAGAGGAUGGAAGAUGUUCUUGUCAGGAUUAGUGACGGCAGCUGGCCGGGAAACAAAGGCCAUCAAAUCCCGAGUGGAUUCAGGAGGCGACGCUCCAAAGUCAACACUGCUUUGUUGCAGCCGGCACCAUGACAAGCCAUUCAAUGUUACCUUUGAACCUCAUCCUUACACGGACAUGCCAGCAUCUCUGUCUCAUGAGUAUCACAUGCUGUGAUUGAAAAUACGUUGGGUCUUUUGAAGUGAUUUUAUUUUGAAGUAUUUCAGCAUUGGCUGCACUCUGUCUGCACUUAAGGAAGGUCAAAGGUCAAGGCCAUGCGUGCCUUCUGCAGCUGGAAUCUUUCACAGCUUCUUGUCUUCUCUGAAGGACUGAGACGGGCGCAGGUGUUGAUCAGACAGCAACACAAAAGCAUGCCUUUUCCUCACAGGCCACUCGUUCAUGAUGCUGUCAGUGUGUCGGGUCAGAACCCAGCUGGCUGGACAUGAGUGACACCUCCUCUGCUUCCUGUCGGCACUUGUCGCUGAAGCAGCCUCUCGUCUGGACGCACGUUAAAACUCAGCAGAGACACAUUGGUAAGCUGUCUUCAUUUCUACUUUUCUAUUCCAACAUUUUUAGCUUCUGUUUCAUCUUGUUCUAUACUGGGUUCUUUUUGGCUAAAGCACUGGAAAAGAAAAAAAACAACAAACUUUUGCUAUCUUGCAUUCAGCUGAUAUUUUUCUGUCUAAUCGCUCCUCACAAGCCUUGCCCUCAAACCCCUGCAUUGUGGAUAAAAGAAGAAAUCUGAUGCUACUUGCACUCACUCAUUUCGGCUUCCAAACAUCCAAACUUACUGUAACAUAUUCGCAGCAUCCUCAAACACUGAAACAUACCACAUGCCACCAGACACGCGCUGGUGCACUUCAGCGUUUUUUGUUUUUUUUUCAUUUUCUAUAUUAAACGGCAAGGUGUACAUGUUUAUUGGUUGUAGAACGUUGAUAUUUUGUUUGAUAUACUGUAUAUGUUUUACAUUUUUGUAAAUUGUGGUAACUGCAGAAUGUGUUUAUUUAAUUUUGUUAAUUGAUGGUAUUGUGGGUUUUGCCCAACCAAACUAGGUAAAAGUGAUGUUAAAUGUUGAGUUGUCUAUUCUUUUGUCGUUUGUAUUUAUUUUUGCAUCACUUUCUGCAUGUAAAACUGUAAUUAUUGUCUAUAAAAAUGUGUUUUGUGUUAACAUUUUUGGGUGCCUGGAACGGAUGAAUUGGAUUUCUAUUAUUUUCAAUGGGAAAAUUUGCUUUGGUUAGAGUACGUUUUGGUUCGAGUUGGACCUUCUGUAACGGAUUAAUGACGUUAACCGAGGCACCACUGUAGAUUUAAGUAAAUGUGUGUUUGGUCAAUUGUGUUUAUGACAGAAGGUAGCUGACAGGAUGUCUGCACCAAACAAGGAGGAUCGUCUCCUUGUUGGGAGGAGCUACAGGUCACCUGAGGGACUUGGGCACCAUGUCAGCAUAUGCAGCCGAGGUGAGAGCUACAGCCCUUUAUGUGGCGUAGAGUCACGCCCCUUCCACGCCCCCUUUGUGUAGCGCAGAGCCAUGCCUCCACGAACCAUGGAGCCACACUUUUUAUGAAGGCUCCAAGUAUGACCCACGCCUUCAUGAACCAUAGAUCCACGCCACUGUCAGGUAUCACUGAGCCUGACAGGUAUCCCCUUCAUGUAGCAUAGAGCCACGCCCCCUUCAUGUAACAUAGAGCCCCUAAUGUGUCUUCAUCUUCAAGGCUGUGUGCUUGUGUAGUGCGGUGCUGGAUGAAUGUGUAAUGUCUGUCCUAAUGAGCGCUGGCAGCGUAUUGGCUAACAUGUGAGCAGGAAGCAGAUGGUUCUCGUCCCUCUGCUGGCUUCCAGCCCAAAGCCACUGAGCUGCUGCAAGCCACUUUGUCAGCGCUCAGUCGACAUGUCUCCUCCUCCUCACAGCGCCUCCUCUCUGUCAAACAUCUGGAAGGAGAGCUGAGCCGCUGGUGGAAGUGUGUCAGCAUCUCACACACACACACACACACACACACAUACACACACAAUGUUGGUCAUUUGAUGGCCUGCAUGUUGUGUUGUUGUUACGUAACUGUGAGGGGGAAACCUUUAUUGUUGUAAUCUUUCGUUUUUAAUUGGCAUCAUACCCGCGUGUUUAGCACGUCUGCCUCACAGCCAAGUGGUUCUGGGCUAGAAUUUGGCCUCUGACCUUCUUCUCCUCAUGCUUGUGUGGGUUCUUUCCCCGCCACAGUCCAAAAACAUGUCAUCUUCUAGAUUAUCCGCAUGAGUGUGAAUGCUGGGAUAGGCUCCAGCUCAGCCAUCAAGAGGAUAAUGGAUGUAUUUUUCUUCUACCGUACUUUACAAAAUAAACGUUUUAAGUGUGAGAGAACCCGCUAAAUGUAGCAAACAGUUCAUCAGAGGUUAGGUAUUUGGGCUGUUUUUAGUGGUUCCAUUUUAAUUGUGGUCCGUUUCUGCAAUGUUGGGGCCCCAGGGGUCGCUCAGUGCCGGCCGCAUGUAUUUGUUGUCCUCAGUGGGAAAUGUGCUGAUGUGAUAUGCGGCAAGCGGACAGCUCAUGAAUCAAAGGCAACGAGGAAUUGGUUUAACUGAUGAUGUCGCUUCAGUCACGCUGUGGCCACCCAAACGACACCAUUCUACACUGCUUUGCUGUGCUGAUUGCUAGUUCUGUCCUUAGGUCUAGCCCAGUCCUCCUGCAGGACAUGAAGAUCCACUUGACUGAAAACCAUCUCCCCAUCCCAAGUCCACAGUCCUUGCUAGGUGAUGGACGGUGGCUCACAGACACCACUGAGGUCCUGCUGAGGAAGGCUGGUGUCAACAAACAGCCGCCCGGAUCCGUGUCGCCCGCCAGGAAGCGCGUCAAUGAGGUGAAGGAGACCAAGACCACGAUCAACGGCGUGACGUUCCCGCUUCCUGGAGAAGGACCCGAGCAGCAGCUUCUCAAACCUAACGAAUGGAGCUACUGCGAUUACUUCUGGACGGACAAGAAGGACCCUCAGGGGGCAACGUCUGUGGCGGGCUUUGAGGUUCUCCUGCAGAAACAACUGAAGGGCAAACAGAUGCAGAAGGAGAUGGCGGAGUUCGUCCAUGAGCGGAUAAAGAUCGAGGAGGAGUACGCCAAGAACCUGUCCAAACUGUCCCUCAGCACUCUGGCGGCGCAGGAAGAGGGGACUUUGGGAGAAGCUUGGACUCAACUCAAGAAGAGUCUCCACGACGAAGCAGAAGUUCACCUCAAGUUCUCCAACAAGCUUCACUCUGAGGUGGAAAAACCUCUGCUGACAUUUCGAGGCGACAACUUCAAGAAGGACCUGAAGAAGUACGACCAUCACAUCGCCGACCUCAGGAAGCAGCUAGCUAGCCGCUACGCUGGCGUUGACAAGGCUCGCAAAGCUCUGGCUGACCGACAGAAAGAUCUGGAAGUGAAGACCCAGCAGUUGGAGAUCAAACUGAGCAACAAGACAGAAGAAGACAUCAAGAAGGCUCGCAGGAAAUCCACACAAGCAGGCAAUGCUGCUGCUGCUGCUGCUGCUGAUGAUGAUGAUGAUGGUGAUGGUGAUGAUGGUGGGGUGUGCGUGUGUGCGUGUCCUUUCCCUUCAGGAGAUGACCUGAUGCGCUGUGUUGACCUUUACAACCAGACGCAGUCCAAGUGGUUUGAGGAGAUGGUCACCACCAGCAUGGAACUGGAGAAACUGGAGGUGGAACGCAUCGAGUGGAUCCAGCAGCAUUUGCGCCAGUACACCACACUCAGACACGAGACAGACAUGUUCAACCAGGGCACGGUGGAGCCGGUGGACCGGCUGCUGCAGACGGUGGACCCGGCCAAGGACAGAGAGCUUUGGGUCAAAGAGAACAAGACGGGCGACGUGCGGCCCGUGGACUUGGACAUCUGAGGCCACGCGGGGUGUGCACGUGAGCAUGGCGGCUAACACUGAUCCAGGGACAGCGCAUGAGGGAAAGAAAUGGUCUCAGUACCAGCACCAAUAUCAGAACCAGGACCAGCAUGUUCCAUGUACAUCUGCUUGAAUGCCAUCAGACAUUUCGUGCUGUUGUGAUGUCACCAGUUUUCUUCUUUGUAUGAACAAAUCUUGUCUUUAUUUUGGAUAUGAAGAGGAACUGUGAGAGUAUUUUCUUCUGGGUGGAACCGCAUGCUUCUUUGUGGACACGUCCUUCAACUGCAGCAACCUCAACGAGAAGGUUUGGGAAUGCUUGGGAAUGGGAUCAGUGUGCAGGGAAAACACCGGAACACCUUUGAGUGCCUAAAGUGUUCUUGAUCUGUUCUCCAGCGUUUGUCUUAUUUUUGAUAAUUGUACAGCCAUGACGGCCCAGUGGCCCCCCCCUGCUGGUUUUAUCUGUGACUGCAUGUACGUGAGUGUUUGUGUCUACACUGUUUGUGGCGUUUGUCUUCUUUUGUUGAGAUGUUUCAGUGGUGAGUCCACAAAGCUCGCUCAUUUGUGCUGUUGUGUUAAAUCCGUGUUCUCAAUGUGACACGUUCUGUUGACCGCGCUCUUUGCUGCCCUCCUGUGGUGACACUUGCCCAUGUCAUGCUUUCCAUACCAUGUUUGGAAUGUCCACACUGGAAUGCGGCGUCCAUAAUAAAGCUCCUCUUGGAAAAAUCAA
Dunckerocampus dactyliophorus (ringed pipefish) is the source of this 17591-nucleotide messenger RNA. RefSeq names its product growth arrest-specific protein 7-like. The record is from RefSeq and is a predicted model, not a curated record. Gene Ontology annotation, molecular function: actin filament binding. The transcript is spliced from 12 exons. Bases 15566 to 16864 code for a protein of 432 amino acids. Gene Ontology annotation, cellular component: cytoplasm; actin filament; plasma membrane. Gene Ontology annotation, biological process: neuron projection morphogenesis; actin filament polymerization. NCBI's taxonomy places the organism in Eukaryota, Metazoa, Chordata, Actinopteri, Syngnathiformes, Syngnathidae.